This is a messenger RNA of Chiroxiphia lanceolata (lance-tailed manakin), 784 nucleotides long. It is a transcript of the gene PSMB2, whose product is annotated as proteasome 20S subunit beta 2. The coding region runs from base 49 to 654 and encodes 201 amino acids. NCBI's taxonomy places the organism in Eukaryota, Metazoa, Chordata, Aves, Passeriformes, Pipridae. Gene Ontology annotation, cellular component: nucleus; proteasome core complex; cytosol. The transcript is spliced from 6 exons. The record is from RefSeq and is a predicted model, not a curated record. Gene Ontology annotation, molecular function: peptidase activity. Gene Ontology annotation, biological process: proteasomal protein catabolic process.
CGUGACGUCAUCAAGGCGCGCCGGCAGCGGAGCCGCUGUGUCACCGCCAUGGAGUACCUGAUCGGCAUCCGCGGCCCCGACUACGUCCUGGUGGCCGCCGACACCGUGGCCGCCUCCAGCAUCGUGCAGAUGAAACACGACCAUGACAAAAUGUUCAAGAUGAGUGAAAAGAUCUUGCUGCUGUGUGUGGGGGAGGCUGGAGACACGGUGCAGUUUGCAGAAUACAUCCAGAAAAAUGUUCAGCUCUACAAAAUGAGAAAUGGUUAUGAACUGUCUCCCAAGGCAGCUGCAAACUUCACCCGGCGGAACCUGGCGGACUAUCUGCGCAGUCGGACCCCCUACCACGUGAACCUGCUCCUGGCUGGCUACGACGACCACGAGGGCCCUGCCCUGUACUUCAUGGAUUACCUGGCAGCCCUGGCUGAGGCUCCCUUUGCAGCACAUGGAUAUGGAGCAUUCCUCACCCUCAGCAUCCUCGACCGCUAUUACAAGCCAAGUAUCACACGUGAGGAAGCCAUGGAGCUCUUGAAAAAAUGCCUCGUGGAGCUCAAGAAACGUUUCAUCCUGAACCUGACCUCCUUCAAUGCCCGGUUCAUCGACAAGGAGGGCAUCCACGACGUGGACAAUGUACCCCUCACAAAACUGGAGUCCUAACCCCUGAGAUCUUUCUUCAGCAGCCUUCUUGUUUUGUUCACUUUUGGGUUUGUUUUUUUCUAUUCAUUUGGAGCACACAAGUCAUGUGGGGCAGUGGGAGAUCAAAUAAAGUUUGACAUUUAUAUAGCCA